AUGGUUCUCACAACUCUCAGUCCCUGUCUUUUCCCUGUCAAUGAACACCAUUGUCCACCCAAAAUCGGCCACAAUUUCUUCAAUGCAAGUGACAACACAGCAGACGGCGCAACUUCAAGAGCUGACUCAUUUUGCGUUGAGCAUUCGAUAUCCCCUCUAACCUUCUACAAAGUCUUGUGGGCUUUGCUCCUGAGAAAAUUUACCAAUUCGAAUGAAGUCUUCUUUGGCGUGGUGGAGGUUGGCGCUGUGGCAGACAGCGUGGGCAUCGCGUUUGAUCCCACUGGUGACAAGCAGAAAUACCCUUCGCUCCAAUCUUGGUGUCAUGUCUGUCUUGCGGAAACAGACAGCAUUCUUGACACCAUGAAGCAACUGGAAUCAGACCCCCGGAAGGGAUCUCCUCCACCCGAGUUAGAACUUUCUCCUGGACGUUUUAACACGGAGUUGCAUUUGGUGACAGAGGAUAAUACCAAUUAUGUCACUGACAAGAGCAAUCUAAUUUGUCCCUACAUGAUAGACCUGCAACUAUGCGUGUCGUCCGAAACGAUCGUUUUCCGCUUCCGCGCUUCUUCAAUGACAGGCGCUGUAGCUCAAGGCUUACGUGAAACCUUGAAAAGGGCCAUCAAGAGCAUCCUAGACAACCCAAGACAAACUGUGAGAAAGCUAGACAUGCUUUCAAAUUAUGACAGGACGCGAAUAGAGCGCUGGAACAAAACAGAUCCAUGGCAACAGGUCAUAUGUAUGUGCGUUCAGGACCCGAUACAUCUCCAGGCGCUUUCUCAACCAAAGGGCCUUGCAUAUGACGGUUGGGAUGGGCCCUUGACAUUCCGCGAGCUGUGGGAAUACUCUACUCGCUUCUCAUAUUAUAUUUAUGAUCUCAGAGUCAGAAACAGACAGCUGGUGUUUCUCAACAUGGACAUGUCCAAAUGGGCUAUCAUUGCUAUGCUAUCUGUUCUUCGUGCUGGCGCCGUUUGUAUACCAAUCGAUAUUCUCAACCAGACACAUUGCUUCUCAUCUAUACAGAAUGUAAGACUUGCCUUAACUGACCCGUCCAUGUCGGACCUGUUUGCUGGCCACGUCCGCUUUGUAAUGACAGAGCUCCCCAAACUUAUAUCUGAGCUCCCUCCAGCCCCCGAAAGUUACGACCCCCAUGUUGACCCUAGUUGGCCUGCCAUGAUCAUGUUCACAUCCGGUGUCACUUCGCCGCCAAAACCCGUCGUUCUCGAUCAUGGCUCUAUCAGCACCAACAUCGUUAAUCUUGGAGAAACGUUGGAAAUUAACGACCAAUCGCGAAUCUUUCAGUGCUCCUCUCUCAGCUCUCAUGUAAGCAUAGCUGAUAUCCUCUGCACCCUGGUCAAUGGUGGGUGUAUUUGUUGUCCUACAGAAUGUAAUACGGAAGUUGAUCUUUCUCAUGCAGUCUCUACUGCUAGAGCUACUCACAUCUUCCCCACCCCUACCAUUUUACGCGAACUAACCGCGGAAGUGGUGCCUACACUUAAGGUUAUCUCUGUCAUCAAGGACGGUCUCACGAUCAGUGAUGUAGAGAAGUGGCAGGACCAUGUCAGUUUAUUCUAUCUCUACGGCAGCACGGAGUCUACCCUGUGCUGCACCCUCACAGACGCGAGCCACCAGGAGCGAUUGAAAUACCUCGGCAGGUUAAAUAUCGGGCGCGCGUUGACUUGCAGGACGUGGAUUGCUGAGCCGGGAAAUGCGUGUGGUGCGCUUGUUCCUAUUGGUAGUAUUGGUGAGCUAGUGGUUGAAGGGGGCACUCUUGGUCGGUAUUAUGUACCGGAGGAGAAUCCAGAGCCGAUGGAGGAGUAUCAGAGGAAUUGGGAGAAAGACGUUACGGAGAACACCAAUGAGCAUGAGAAAUGA
Messenger RNA from Paracoccidioides lutzii Pb01, 1872 nucleotides. RefSeq lists its product as hypothetical. The transcript has 2 exons. Gene Ontology annotation, biological process: amino acid activation for nonribosomal peptide biosynthetic process; secondary metabolite biosynthetic process. Bases 1 to 1872 code for a protein of 623 amino acids. Gene Ontology annotation, cellular component: cytoplasm. Gene Ontology annotation, molecular function: phosphopantetheine binding. The record is from RefSeq and is a predicted model, not a curated record.